AUGGGUUUCCCAGGUAGGAUUCACGGUUCCCCCGACGAAGGCCGCUAUAAGAGGCUGCGGAAUGAAGUCGAGAAGCCUGUGAGACCUCCAAGGCGAUGGCUGCGGAAGGUGAAGGGCAAGGUGAUAAUAUCCUUUCGCGUAUCGCCGUCCAGGAGAUUGAAAUGGAUGAGGUACAUCGUCGUGCCGAGAAGGGUUGCAGAAUUAUAUGCCGAGAUUGUGAAAACAAUGCGCAGGGAUGCAGUCUAUCCUACGAUCAUCUUCUCCUGCCAGUGGGGACUGCCGGUGCUCUCUCAUCCCACAGUUGGCAGUAGGAAGAGGGCGGUCUCCCUGCACAGAAAUCUCUCUUUCUCGUGA
Molecule: messenger RNA, 354 nt
Organism: Phoenix dactylifera (date palm)
Lineage: Eukaryota; Viridiplantae; Streptophyta; Magnoliopsida; Arecales; Arecaceae
Source: RefSeq, a predicted model, not a curated record